This is a messenger RNA of Neopsephotus bourkii (Bourke's parrot), 3667 nucleotides long. RefSeq names its product synapse defective Rho GTPase homolog 2 (gene SYDE2). NCBI's taxonomy places the organism in Eukaryota, Metazoa, Chordata, Aves, Psittaciformes, Psittacidae. The record is from RefSeq and is a predicted model, not a curated record. Gene Ontology annotation, biological process: signal transduction. The coding region runs from base 173 to 3139 and encodes 988 amino acids. The transcript has 7 exons.
GCUCAGCUAUGCGAGGUAUGUGCGCGGCGGAGCCGGGGCCGCACUCGCGGAGGCACACCGCCAUGGGGCAGCGCGGCCCAGCGCUCCCGCUCCUGCCGCGCAGCGGGGCUGCCGGGUUCCGCGGGCCGAGGCGUAGCGCCCGGUGAAGGCGGCAGGGACGCAGCAGCAAGGCAUGGCUGACCCGCUCCGUAGGACGCUCUCCAAGCUGCGGGGCAGGAGGUCCCAGAGAGGGACGGCGAGCGCCGGGCACCGCCACGGCGGGGUGUGCGCCCCGCAGGAUCUAAUCGAAAAUGUUUACAUAGCUUCAAGCAGGAAAGAGCCUGGGUCCCCCCAGGCCGGUGCAGUCCCUGAGCACAGGCUGCCGAUGAACAGCAUCACUGUUUCUAAGAAACGCAGCUGGCUGCAGCAGAGCACACACCGACCUCCUCCUCCUUCUCUGGAAGAAGAAAAUGCCUGUAAGGAAAUGCACAGGGCUGUUACCCCGGUACUCAAAUCUCCUAUCCCGCUGCCUGAACCCGCAGUACCACGGGCUGCCUCUGUGUCACCAGUGGGGCGGGAGCGCCCCAUACAAGGCUGUGCUCCUGUCGGUGGCACCGCAAGCCCUGACGUGCCAAGGAGCCCUGCUUUGGACUUGGGUGAGGAUAAUGAUGCAGAUGAUGAAGGAGAAAUAUGGUACAACCCAAUCCCUGAAGAUGAUGAGCCUGACUUGCCGAGGGUGCACCUUUCUGCUGUGAAUAGUCCUGUUGCUGUGGGCUCCCUGGCUAUUCGGUACAAAUCCCUCCCUGGAGGUGACUCUGGGAUGUCUGUGGGUCCCCAUGAGGGUCCCCCAUGCUCCAUGGAGAGCACAGGAAACAGUCAUACAUCUCAGCCCAGCGAAGUGAGUCAGGCUGAUGCUGCACAUGCUGGGGAGCAAAUGCAGCAGCAUCGGCAGAGGUUUGCCUGCAAGGCUCCCAGUGCACCAGCAGUGGAGGACAAUCCUACCUUUAAGUGCCCUUCAACAGGGUCUGGAGGUGUACUUGCACACAAGGCUGAUAUUCCCUUAACAGAGGUUUCUCCUCCAAGUCCCAGUCCUCUGAAAAAAAGCGGAUCAAUCAACUGGCCAUUCCCUGAUAGAAUUAAAUCUCCCAGAACUGUGAGGAAGCUUUCAAUGAAAAUGAAAAAGCUGCCAGAGCUGAGCAGGAAGCUGAGUGUCAAGGGAACUUCAAGCCAUACUAGUUCAGAUAAUCCUCCUUCCCUGCUGAAAGCCAGGGAUACAAGCCAUACAGUGUCUUUGCCAUCUUCUGGAAACUCAACCACAGCUGCCAGCAGGAAUGUGAUAAGUCGUUACCACCUGGACAGUAGCGUGUUGUCACAACACACCCCCAAAAAGAAAAGGUCAAGGAGCUCCAAAUCCUUCAGCAAAGGUGGUUACCUCAGUGAUGGCGACUCUCCUGAACUUAUAACAAAAUCAGGUAAACAUGGGCAUGAAACCAAGUGUGGGAAAGGAAAGGAGAGCCUUCCAAGUAAUGGUGGUAAAACUGAAAUAGAUAUUGAUGCCUUCAAACACUACAACUUUUCUGAUCAACCCAAGUGCUCUCAGUACCUCUCUGGACUCAUGAGCAUUCACUUUUAUGGUGCUGAAGACUUAAAACCACCAAGAAUAGACUCAAAAGAUGUCUUUUGUGCAAUACAGGUUGACUCAGUAAACAAAGCAAGAACAGCCUUGCUUACAUGUAGGACAACAUUCCUAGAUAUGGACCACACGUUCAACAUAGAAAUUGAAAACGCUCAGCACUUGAAGCUGGUGGUGUUCAGCUGGGAGCCCACCCCGCGGAAGAACCGUGUGUGCUGCCAUGGAACCGUGGCUCUUCCCACUCUCUUCCGAGUGGCAAAGACGCAUCAGCUGGCUGUCAAGCUGGAACCCAGGGGGCUUAUUUACGUCAAGCUGACACUCAUGGAACAGUGGGAGAACUCUCUUGAUGGCCUCGAUGCAGAUCGGGAGCCUGUGAUGUUUGGGGUAGAUGCUCGGAAAGUUGUAGAGAAGGAAAACGCAGGCUUGAUGGUGCCACUUUUAAUGCAGAAAUGCAUCCUGGAGAUUGAAAGGAGAGGCUGUCAGGUGGUAGGCCUGUAUCGGUUAUGUGGCUCAGCAGCAGUUAAGAAAGAACUUCGAGAAGCAUUUGAAAAGGACAGCAAGGCUGUUACCCUCUGUGAAAGCCAGUACCCGGAUAUUAAUGUCAUAACAGGUGUCCUAAAGGAUUACCUGCGAGAGCUACCUUCUCCCCUGAUAACCAAGCAGCUCUACGAAGCAGUGUUGGAUGCCAUGGUGAAAAAUCCCUUGAGAAUGACAGCAAGCGGAUGUGAAAAUGACCCAAGUGACUCUGAGCACACAGCAGCCCUUCUGGAUUGCCUGCCAGACGUUGAGAAGGCUACCCUGAAGAUGCUGUUGGAUCACCUGAAACUAGUGGCUUCUUACCACGAAGUAAAUAAGAUGACAUGCCAGAAUUUAGCUGUAUGUUUUGGGCCUGUGUUACUGAGCCAGAGGCAGGAGACCACCAACCAUAACAACAGAGUCUUCAUUGACUCAGAGGAGCUUGCUAGUGCCCUAGACUUCAAAAAGCACAUAGAGGUUCUUCACUAUUUACUCCAGCUGUGGCCAGUACACCACUCACCUGCCAAAGAGCCAGCACAUCUGAAUGCCUUUCCCGAUCACCCAUCCUCCCUGAAUUACCUGAGAUCCAAGAGGCAGAGGCCUCAGAUGCUGAAUCUGAGUGGUACCGAGAUAUCUGGGGUACUCAGACCAAGGCCAGCAGGUCUAAACAGCCCAUCGAGCAACCGCUAUGCUGGAGACUGGAGUAGCUGUGGGGAGAACUACUUCUUAAACUCAAAAGACUGCCUGACUGAAGCAGACUACGAUGAUGUCCCUUCAGAGGACUCAGAGAGCGGGGAUGACAGCAGCAAAGCUGAGGAGCUGGAUGCCCCGGCAGGGCACCCCCAGUCCGUCCCCAGGGAGCACACGUUUCAGAGCUAUUUGACAAUGCAAGCGAUAGACUCCACGGUGGAUCACAAAGCAAACCUCAAAGACCUGCAGGAAAGCAUCGAUACUCUGAUAGGAAACCUGGAAAGGGAACUCAACAAAAACAAACUAAAUCUGAGUUACUAAACCCUGUCCUGCACGACGCCUCCUCCUUGCCCCUGACUUGCCCCCUCGCACCUCAUGAUAAGGCCAUGGCUACCUGAUGUUAACACACUUUAAGCCAUUCCGUUAUGUUUCUGCUUUUUUGUUACAAGGUGUUGGCCUGAUUCAGCUGUUGGAGACAAGCUUAAAGACACUGAGGUGAUUCCACAUAGUGGCAUUUCUCCCUAAAACCACUGUGCACUUAGGUGGUGUGGGCAAUACCUGGUACAAGAUAAAGCAGUGGCUUUACUGGAGGAGCAGAACUCCUCAAUCCUGAAAUCCUGGCUCCGGUACAGAUGUUCCUCUCAGAAGAGGAUGGAUGCUGCUUGGCCUCAGUUUGCAGCAUAGACUUCACAGACUUGUUCUACUAUAUAUGCAAUGGCUGCUAUGAAAAAUGCUUUAUAUAUAUAUAAUAUUUAUAUAUAAAGUUUUAAUUGUACAAAUAUUAACGUAUUCCUGUAUUAACACUUUCCAGUAAUUAUUUAAACAAGCAAAAAUUAAAUAUUUUUCUAA